Molecule: messenger RNA, 6525 nt
Organism: Misgurnus anguillicaudatus (oriental weatherfish)
Lineage: Eukaryota; Metazoa; Chordata; Actinopteri; Cypriniformes; Cobitidae
Source: RefSeq, a predicted model, not a curated record
UGCAUGCACUGUAUUUUUAAAGUCACAGUUCACAGCUUGUGUUGAGUAGGCAAAAGAUUUGAUCAAUAUUAAAAUCUUAAAGGGGACUUAUCAUGAAAAUCUGACUUUUUCCAUGUAUAAGUGCUAUAAUUGGGUCCCCAGUGCUUCUAUCAACCUAGAAAAUGUUAAAAAAAAAAAAACGGUAACGGAAACCAUUUUCUGCAAGCAUGUGGAAAAAAAUAGGUCAUUGGCUCCCCUUGUGAUGUCAAACGAUUCCACUCCUACAAAGUGGCUAUUUUAACAUUUUGUAAUAAAUUAUCUAUAUGGUAUUUUAAGCUAAAACUUUACAUACAUACUGUGGGGACGCCAAGUCUUGUGAAAUGUUCCCUUUGAAAGGAUAGCUCACUCCAUAAAACUGAAAUUCAGUCAUCAACACCUAAACUCAUUGACAGUAAAACGUUGGGAGAGGUUUUUGUUUUUAAAUAACCACAAAGUUUGUUAGCACAACACUGGAUCUUUUCGAAACAUGUGAAGUAUUUCAAUAUUUCUCUAACCUUAUACACAGUCAAACAGCACUCCAUCAAACCAUUCUGUAAGAUUUGGCAAACAACAACUUAUAAGACAACUGACUCAAACAAUUUCUACAGUCCACUGCUUUUACCUGCAUAGUAUUGUGAGGUUUGAAAGCAUUUGCACAAGAUUUGGGGAUGAAGAAUUAUGGCGUUUAUUUUGAUAGCAAACUACUAUGAUUAUGUGAUUGAUCGAUAUAUCAUGAAUAUUAAUUAAGACAUGGAUAGUUGUGCAUGGGGUACUUUUAAGUCCAUUUCUAUUUAUAGCUUGCAGCACACUGGCCUACAAUCCACUUGGUAAUUUGUGACGUAAGGAAUACCGUUUCCAGGUCCACGCCUUCACUGAUUUUGAGUGAAAUUUAAACAGACAUUUACAACAUGGUAGUUUAUUGAUUUCAUGCAUUUAAGCUAAGCUUUUAUAAACUCACACUGUGCACUACCCUUGUAAUGACUGAACGAUCAUCUGGGAUGUCCACAUAGAGAGAGAGGUUGGACCCAGGAUUCCAGUGGCAUUAUGAUCAGCUGGUUACACUGCACCUCACACCCUGUGACCCACUGGAGAAUCCAAACAACUGGAAGAGAUGACAAACAUGGUGGAGCAGGCGACCACUACAGAGGGACAUGUGGAGGCAGCGAACACUAUGGAAGGGCAGCUGGAGCAGGCGAGCACUACGAAGGGCCAACGUGUCUACACAUGGUCAGCCACAGUCACAAAUCUUGCACUCUGUCGCAAAAAGAAAAAGCCAGGUGGACCAAAGCUUAUGCCUGAUAAGAAAAAGCUUAAAAGGAGUAAGUGUACGUAAACAUUGAUGCUUUUAUCAGUGUGUUGACAUUGCUAUUUUACCCCUGGUUAUUUGUUAUAGUUUUAUUGCUUAUUUCUCUAACUACUUACAACAGUCACAAAGGUUAGACAGUCAUAAAAGAAAUGCAUAGUGUAGACCAUAUGCAGAGUCUAAUAUAGGAUUUAAAUACUUCCUUGUGGGUAAUAAAUAACAUUGACAUCAUAAUUGUUAUGUAGAUACUUUCUGUGUUUAGUCUUUUUGAAUUGCAGGCUAAGAAGGAACAGAAAAAUCCAUGAUCAGAUGCUGUAAAUAUCAACAGUGACCCACUGUGUUACUUAAACUUAAUGCCUAUAGCCAAACAUAAUCUAAACAUCAUGCUAAAAAUGAAAUUCAUGUGUUUGCUUUUUUGUUUUGUUGUUUCCUUAAUAGGGCAAAGCAGACAUUUUGGUGGACUGGGAGCCCUGUCCAGUAUGUGAUGAGAUUUGGACCCAUCCCUGGCAGCCAAAGGAUUCUCUCCAAAUUAAUUAAAAUAAUUAAAUAAAAAUUGUGUUACACUAAAAUUCCAUUUUGGUUUCUGACUAUUUAUUAAAUUUUUCUGUGCUGCAUUUGAAGUCGUAUUGUGCUUCUGUAGUGGUAAAAGGUGGAAAUGUUCAAGAAAUUCAAGAAAUGUGAUGCAUGGAGUUUCUUUAUUCUUUACGCCAUUCCAGCAUCUAUGGCUAUUUUCAUGGUGAGAGGGACAAUUUGACAUUUCCAAUUUGCCUAACUAGCAUGUUUUGGGCCUUUGGGAGGAAACCGGAGUAAAUUCAUGCUGACACAGGGAGAACAUGUAAACUCCACACAGAAAGGCCACCUCACCUGAGCACUGCAUAGUUUAGCUCCAACCCUAAUCAAACUUAACCACCUGUGAUUGUCUAGUGAUCAUGAAGACCUUGAUAAGCUUGCUCAGGUGUGUUUGAUCAGGGUUGGAGCUAAAAUCUGCAGUGCUCUGGCCCUCCUGGUUCUUCAUCAGUCAACAUGUCAAAUGUUCUUUAAUGUUUUGGGGAAUUAAUAUUAAGUAGUGUUUAGUAAAUUUAACCCUGCAGUAAACCCAGCAAUAUGUAACACUGCUGAUGCUUCAACUGCUGGAAGGGAUGAGGGAUUAUUAGUUAACUUGAUGGGGCGGUUUCCCGGGCAGGGAUUAGACUAGUCCUAGACUAAAACAUUUUUAAGAGCUGUCCAAACUGAAAACAACUUGCACUGACAUAUCUUAAAAUACACCAGUGCCCUUUGUUUUGCUCCAAAAUGCACACAGGUAAUGUUUUUAGUUAGGUAUGUUUGUUCAAACUAGUUAUAUUUCCUAAUUAAACUAAGGCCUAGUCCUGGAUUAAGCUAAUCUCGGUCCGGGAAACCACCCCAAUGUCUGUUUUUGCCAGUGUUUAACUAUUUGAUAUGUGUGAAGGAUUUUGAGCAAUGAAAAAAACUUUCGUAUGUAUCAUGCAUUAAAAUAUAUGACCUUUGAUGCCUUUUGAUGAUUUAAAUAAAAUCUCCAUACAAUCUGAGCAUGUCUGUGUUUUACUCUCGACUAAUACUCUCUUCUUUUAACAUUACUGGUAAUUAACAUAGCGCCAUCUAAUGGUUGUAAAUGAAUAACACAAUAGGUCUAAAUAUAUUAAUACAAAAUAGCAUCUAUACAUACUGUAAAAUACAUUUUAAAAAGUAGUAAUAAGCAUAAAGACAUAUUAAAGAGAUUUUAUGAUAUUCAUAUAUAUAUAUACAUAUCUAUCUACAAUAAAAGUCCAAAAGUUGUAAAUAGUUUUAAUUAAACAACACAAGGGACAUAAAUAUAUAUAUAUAUUUAUAAAACUCAUCACAGUUGAACCGUAAACAGAACAAAGUCAUUAAACUCCAUGACAACCAUACUGUAGAACUUAUCGUUGUCAUAGAGACAUUAUGACAUCACAAUCGGUGCCUAUAAAACGCUCAGCCAGAUGAAACCGGUAUCAUUUGACUGAUCUGAACGCUUGCCUUUGGUUGACUCCGAACGCUACUGUACAGAUUAUCAAGUGAAUUUGCAGACUUUCCAAAAGUUCGCAACUUUAAACUGCUUGACGCACUGUGUACGGACAGACAGUUUACUUAGAUUUCAACCCUCUGUGAACCGAGUCUAAGCACAGUUAAGUCUGCAGUUAUCUUUUCACAUCAUGUUUCGUCCUGUAACACCAUUGUCCGACAAGGACAUGGAAGGAGCAGAUGUUGAAAAUAUGGAUCUGCCGAAUGCUGUGCCGAACUUUGACUAUGUCCCUGAUUUCGGACUUUCGUCACAAGUCGGGCGCGCUGCCGGUUCUUUAAAUCCAUUUGAAGGAGGAGAGGAGGAGGAGGAGAUGAUGGAUGUUUAUCCAACACAUGAGGCGAAACGCCAAAAAGUGUUGGGAUGGAGAUGUGAUGAUGGUGGAAUGGAUUUUGUCCUACCAAGUGCGGUCCCUGACAUUGUCCCGAACAACGGACAUUUGUUAGACAGACGCGCCGGGAGUUCACAUCCACGAGGAGGAGUAAAGGAGUUUACUCCUGCAUUUGAGGAGGCGAACAGCCCCACAGAAAAAUGCGAGAAUAAAGUCUUGAAAUCAUUAAAGAAGGGAUGGAAUAAAGUAAAGCAGCCAUUCCUUCAUAAUGAUAAAGUGGAAACACUGAUUCCUUCAGAGCUUAAUGCACAUUCAGCUAAUCCUAAUGUAAAGGAUGGUGCUGGUCUGGCCAGCUCUGAAUUAAACAAUAAGAUCAAACCGGAAAAACAACGAAUGGCAUUCUUUGACUGUCUCCGGAGGGGCAAGGUGGAGUCAGUGCCGACUCCCCUGCUUAAAGCGGAUCCAGCUAUUCCUGAUGUUAGGGAAGUUGUUGAUCCUGCAUCACAGUCAAAGACCUACGUUGGUCCGAAGAAACAGAAACAAAAGGCUUCAAAGAGCCGCAAAUCUAACCUCCAGGGAGAAAAAGUGACUGUUGUGCCAACUCAACAGCCCAAGGCUAUUUCAGAUAUUCCUGUUGGCAUGGAUGUUCCUGCUCUGGCCGGCCCCCAAUCAAAACCAAAGAUUCGUCCGGAUAAACGCAUGACAUUGACGCAACGCUUCUUUGGAUGCUUCCGGAGGGGCAAAGUGGAGUCGAUGCCGACUUCACAGAUUGAGGCCGAUCCAGCUAUCCCUGAUGCCAGGGAAGUUGUUGAUCUGGCAGAUUCUCAAUCGAAGAGUGUUGGCUUAAAGAAACAAAAACAAAAGGCUUCAAAGAGCCGCUCAUUUCACAACCCUUGGAGUAAAAAAGGGAAGAGUAAAGUGAAAAAAGAUGCCAAUCCAGCUUUUCCUGAUGCCAUGGAUGAUGUGGAUCUGGCCAGUUCUGGUGGCAUCGCUGCAGCCAAUGCCAGGCUACAGACAUUAGGUGCCAUUCCAGAGAAUAUUGGGUUAAAAGGUGGUGGAAAUCCUGACCCAAAUAAAGCAAAAAAUCCUGGGUCAAAAGAUGUUGGAAGUCCUGAGGCAAAAGGUUGUAAAAAUCCCAGGCCAAAAGCUCUUAAAGCUCUUGAAAAUCCCAGACGUUUUUGGGGUCCUACCCCAGGUAGAUUUGUAAUUCCCACACCAAAAGCUUUGGAAAAUACCAGACGUUUUUGGGAUCCUAACCCAGCGAGAUUUAAAACUCGCAGACGAAAAUUUGUUGGAAAACCCGCAAUAGGUUGGAUUCGUAACCCAACUAAAUUUAAAAUUACCCCACCAAAAGCCCUUGAAAAUCCCAGAGAUCCCUCGCCAGAAGAUGAUAAAGUUGUCAGGCCAAAAGUUAUGAAUGUUGUUCAACAAGCUUUUAAACCGCCAAGUGAGAAGAAACGAGCUAAUCGCUCAGUACCAAGAGGUCCCACACCAAAAGCUUUUGAAAAUCCCAGAGAUCCCUCGCCAGAAGAUGAUAAAGUUGUCAGGCCAAAAGUUAUAAAUGUUGUUCAACAAGCUUUUGAACCGCCAAGCGAGAAGAAACGAGCUAAACGCUCAGUGCUUAGAGAGCCUUUUGAUUCUGAAUAUCAACUCUUGUAUGAAGUGCUUGGGGAAGGUUGCGGUGGCAGAGUGUACAAAGGGAUCCGUAUAUCGGAUGACACUCCGGUUGCCAUCAAGCAAAUAAACAAACAAAAGUGUGAACGCACGAUUCAGAUUCCUGGAUACCCCAAACCACUUAUUCCAGAAGUGGCGCUGCUGCUUAAGUUAGGAGAAGCGCCCUCAUGCCCCAAUGUCAUACAGAUGUAUGACUGGUACGACACUAAACACUUUUACAUGCUCAUGUUGGAGUACCCACUGCACAGCGAGUCCUUGUGGGAUUUUGUUACAAGUCAUAGAGGACUAAGUGAAAAUACAGCAAGACAUCUCAUGCGUCAGGCGGUACUGGCAGUGCAACACUGUCUGGAUAAAGGAGUUUUCCACACCGACAUCCAUCCCGGAAACUUCUUGGUGCAGCAAUCAACAAUGACCCUGAAGUUAAUUGACUUUGGGGAUGGACAUUAUCUGACGCAUGAUGAUGUCUGUGAUUCCGAUGACUUAACGGGAGCUCUAUGUGGCACCCCGCCUGAGCUCUACAAGAAAUUCCGCGCUGUGCCAGCAAACGUCUGGGCCUUAGGUUCUGUGCUGUACUUCAUGGUGCAUGGAGAUUUAUCAAGGAAUUUAUCAAAGGAAAUCUGUGAUCUGUUAAGAUGGUGCCUGGCCAAGAAUCGAAGUGAUCGUCCGACGCUCAAGCAGAUCUUAGAUCAUGACUGGUUUAAAACUGAGUCUGACGAAGAAGAGCUACUCGUAUACAAAAUGAGGGCACUAUCCACACAAAAAUGAAAAGGAUGAAGCUGAAUGACUGAAGGAGAGGGAAAUGAUUGGAGAUGCUGUUUUCAUCAUCCUGAGACGUAUGGAGUUUGAAGGAGGUUGUAUUUCAGACUUCAUGAACACAGACCGCUGGCUGAACGUCUGAUGCAGAUCCUGUCUCAUCCUUGAACACAUUUAAAAAAAAAAUUUAAUUCUUAAUGUUUUUAUAUUUUAAAGUUGUAAAAUAAAGUAUCUAAUAUAUAGUAAGUUCUCUAUAGAAUCAGCGAUGUCUGGCUCUCUCUCUAGGGUUUUUUUUCUCCUAGGAGUUUAGGGAGUCAGGUUUAUUAAUGUAAAGCUGCUUUGAAUGUGAAAAGUGCUACAGUUUAUAAAUAAAAUUGAAUUGAUAUGGAA